CAGGAUUUAACUUCUUAGGGAACCAGCGCUCUAACUAUGUUAAGUAUGUGCUCUUAAUACAGGCAUGGAUUAGUAUUACUUCAGAUAUUUUACAGAAGCCACGCAUCAACCUCUUUGGCCUUUGUUACUUGGUUCUCUGCUACAGAGACAGAGCUACAAUCCUGAUCAAGGGCCAUCAUCACCAAAUACUGGGUAACAGUGGGCAAAGAUAAAGGUGACAUCAUGGUGUCGGCUGGGCUCCAGCUCCUCGCUUUCAUCCUGGCCUUAUCUGGAGUCUCCGGAGUGCUCACAGCCACUCUGCUGCCUAACUGGAAGGUGAACGUGGACUCGGGCUCCAACAUCAUAACAGCCAUUGUGCAGCUGCAAGGGCUGUGGAUGGACUGCACGUGGUACAGCACCGGGAUGUUCAGCUGCACCCUGAAGUACUCCAUUCUGUCCCUCCCUGUCCACGUGCAGGCUGCACGGGCCACCAUGGUCCUGGCGUGUGUUCUGUCUGCUUUGGGGAUCUGCACUUCUACAGUAGGGAUGAAAUGCACUCGCUUAGGAGGGGACAGAGAAACAAAGAGUCACGCUUCUUUUGCUGGAGGAGUCUGUUUCGUGUCUGCAGGGAUCUCUGGUUUGAUACCAACAGUGUGGUACACGAAGGAGAUCAUAGCAAACUUUCUGGAUCUGACAGUUCCAGAAAGCAACAAACAUGAACCUGGAGGAGCCGUCUAUAUUGGAUUCAUUUCGGCCAUACUGCUGUUUAUCUCUGGCAUGAUUUUCUGCACUUCCUGCAUUGAAAAGAAUCCAGAAGCUUGGCUCUAUCCACCCAAGCAGCCACAAAUCACCACCACACAACCAGACGGCAAUUCAGCAUACAAUCUGAAAGAUUAUGUGUAAAUACUGUGUAAU
This is a messenger RNA of Ailuropoda melanoleuca (giant panda), 894 nucleotides long. It is a transcript of the gene CLDN20, whose product is annotated as claudin 20. The transcript is spliced from 2 exons. Lineage: Eukaryota; Metazoa; Chordata; Mammalia; Carnivora; Ursidae. The coding region runs from base 223 to 882 and encodes 219 amino acids. Gene Ontology annotation, molecular function: structural molecule activity. The record is from RefSeq and is a predicted model, not a curated record. Gene Ontology annotation, cellular component: bicellular tight junction; membrane.